AUGGAGGCAAGGGACAUUGUGUUGCGGGCUGCGGCUGCCGACGGGGGCGGUGGGCUCGGCUGCGACGUGGGGCUCAUGGCUGUGCGGUCUCGCGCUCGGGCUGGCCCCCUACGGCCGCUGGCCGAUGUGGUGGCGGCGGCGACGGGGGGCGGCGAGCUGGCGGAUGGCGUCCUUGCCGAUCUGGGCACGCAUCUUGGGCGCCUCGGCCCGGAGGACGGACUCGCAGGCGUGGUGCUGCCACUUGCGGCGGCGGCGGUGCGGCAAGUGAGUGCGAGGGCGGCGCUGGGGUAUCUGAUCCGCGAGGAGGGACCGGCGCUGGCGGCGGCGGCGGCGCAGGUUGGAGCCAUCGGCGAGCCGGCUGAUACGCUGAUGGUGGUGGUAGCGCUGAUGAAGCUGGCACCAACGCUGAAGCGUGCCUCACGUCCGGCGAACGAGUCGGGAAACUCGCCGUGGGCGUCAGUGGCGGUCCCGGUCGGCGUUGCAGUCCUGAGGUGUGCCGCUGACGAGCCGGGGCCGACUCGGCUGACUCUCGCCGCGGCUGAUAUGGUGGCGAUGGGGCGGAUGCUGCAGGCAGAGGCCGACGCAGCUCUGGAGACACUGCUGCGGACGCAUGCUCGAUGGGCGGUAGGCGCAGGACAAGGCGCAAUGGCGGCGGCAUGGGCGGCGGUUGUCGACGCGGUGUGCGGUGGGCGCGGCCCGAGCCAGGCCGUGUGGGCUGCGGCUCGAGUCGCGCUCUCGCCUAGCCAGGCGAUGGAAGUGGGUGCAGUGAGCGUGCGCAAGGCGGUGCGCCGGGCGCAGGAGGCGGUCGACUCUGGCGGCUUGGCCGGUGCCGCGCUCGCCGCGCUGGCGCUGGGGGCGAAGUUGGCGGUGCGAGGCGGCGCGCGAGUUCCGGGCCUGGUUGUGGUGGCGGAUGGCGCCGCUGCCGAGGUCGAGAUCAGUGGCGAUGAGGCGAUGGUGUGGCGGUUUACGCUGGACGUGGUUCUGGAUGAUGUGCUGAGGGUGAGCCGGUGGCGGGAUGUGGCCGAGUUGGCGCUGCGGUUGGCGACGCAGGGAUGCUGGCGGCUCGGCGCGAGCAGGGUGUUGGCGAGUGCGGCGCGACGCGCAGAGGUGAGUGUGCGGCGAAUGCAAGAAAGGGUCAUUCCUGCUGUUCUCUGCUCGCCGGACGCGAUCACGGUCUUUCCACCUGCGGUGGUGGUGCCGGCGCUGCUGAUGAAGCAGACGACGGGCGCGUCGGCUGCAUUGUGGCGAGUACUGAGCAAUGUGGAGCUUGUGGAUGGAGGGUUGGGAGCAGUGCUCGACGUGUGUAUGGCCACAACGACCGGCGAUCCAUCUGGAGCGAGAGCAGGCUAUCCGGAAUCUGCAGCAAGUUGGGCGUUGGCUGAGGUCUCGGCGUGGGCGUCGUGUCCGGAGCCACGAUCCCCCGGCGAGGAGGCGCAGCUGGCGAGCAUGGCGAUGGCUGUUGUGGUCCGCAAAGGCAUUGCGUUUCCGGCGUCGCCAAUGGCAGCCAAGGUACUUGCGGCACUCUCUGGGCUGCUCUCGGCCAGUGAUGACGCGGCGCAGGCAGCCGGAAGGGCGCUGAGAGACGGGGUGAGCGCGGCCAUGGACCGGGUCCGGAACGUGUGCAGCGAGUCUACGCUUUUCGCACGACUGGCGCCGCUGCUGCUGCUGCAAGCUGCGCCGGGGCGUGUGCUCACCCACGCGUCAAGCGCCGAGCUUGUCGAACUGGUUGUGGCGCGGCUGCACGCCGCCAACGAGACGGCCGAGGUGCGACAGGUGGCGGCGCGGGUGCUCGGGCGGCUCGAUCCAGCCCUCACUGUGGACGAGGCGACGGAGCGGGUACAGGGAGCCAUGGCGCGCGGAGAGUGGGAUGCAGCCGGUCGUGACGGGCGGGCACUGAUGUGCGCGGUGAUGAGCCACGGCGGCGAAGCCGGAGUGUCUGCCUCGGCCGCCUCUGCUGUGGCGGCCAUCGGCCCGCGGCUGUGCAGAGAGAGCGAGAGUGUGCGUGACUGGAUCGCAUUUAUGCUCACGGCCCGCCGAGCGAGCGAGGCGGUGCUUGACGCGCUGCCGGAGGCUUGGGCGGUGCAGGUGGUGGCGGUGUGUGUGAAGCGGGCCAGUCCGGGACAGCGGCAGCAGCUGGCAGCCGAGUUGGAGCCGCGGAUGGCAGCGGUGGCGAGUGUGACGCCUGCGGGCGUCGCGCUACUCCUCCAAACUGCGCAUCAACUGAUCAAGCCGCCGGUGGAGCCGGGGCCGAAUGUGACGCGGCUGCUGAGCGAUCUUGCGCUCCAGGUGCUGCAGCGAGGCGCAGGCACGCAAGGGCUCGACGCUGCGGUGGCAGUCGCGGGCACGCUGCUCUGCGCCGCUGACGCGGUGUUUGCGGUUGACGGCGGCAAGACGCUCAUGGAGCUGCAGGCGCAGCUUGUGGUGGUGGGCGAGAGCGGGCACGCACUGGCAGCGUCGCUGGCGCAGGUGCUUGGUGGGAGCCGGACCUAGGAGGCUUUGCAGCAAGCAAAGAGGCCCUGCUUGCGGCGCGGGG
Thecamonas trahens ATCC 50062 is the source of this 2533-nucleotide messenger RNA. RefSeq lists its product as uncharacterized. The transcript is spliced from 2 exons. Lineage: Eukaryota; Apusomonadida; Apusomonadidae. The coding region runs from base 1 to 2490 and encodes 829 amino acids. The record is from RefSeq and is a predicted model, not a curated record.